AGGCUGCCAAAGGAGAAGAGGCCUGAGCCCCAGGGCAGGCACCAGCCAGCCAUGGCUGCAGCAGAGACCGCCUUGCCCUCCAUCAGCACGCUGACCACCCUGGGCCCCUUCUCGGACACACAGGAAGACUUCCUCAAGUGGUGGCGCUCUGAAGAGGUGCAGGACUUGGGCCCAGGUCCCCCCGACCCCACCGGGCCACCCCUCCAUGUGAGGCCGGAGUUGGAAGACGCACCCAAGGAGAACGAAGAUGAUGAGAGGGACGUGGCUACCCCCUGGGACCUGGAUCUCCUCCUCACCAACUUCCAGUGCCCAGAGCUGGGCAGCACAUCCCAGACCUGCGCGCCCCAAACUUGCACCCUGGCUCCUGGCGAGGGCCCUGGGGCGCAAUUCCCAACGCCGCCCGAUGUUCUGGGCACUUAUGCAGGCGGCCCAGGGUUGGUGGCUGGGAUCUUGGGUGCCGAAGAGCACCCGGGCUGGGCGCGCCCAACCCCACGAACCCCGGCUCCCGACGCCUACGUGGGCCCAGCCCUGAUCCCAGCCCCCGAGCCAAAGGCGCUGCCGCUGCAGCCGAUGUACCCGGGGCCAGGUGCGGGUUCCUCCGGUAGCUACUUCCCGCGGACCGGGCUUCCAGUGCAGGCAGCCCCGGGCGCCCCCUAUGGGCUGCUGUCCGGGUACCCAGGGCUGUACGCAAUGCCGCAGUACCAAGGGCACUUCCAGCUCUUCCGUGGGCUCCCGGCCCCGGCGCCCGGCCCCGCUACGCCUCACUCCUUCCUGAGUUGUCUAGGACCCGGGACGGCAGGUGCAGGACUCGGGGGGACCACAGGAGACUCAGGAGGAACCGCAGAGGCUGCGCCAUCCAAGCGCAGCCGGCGAUCUUGGGCACGCAAGAGGCAGGCGGCCCACACGUGUACGCACCCCGGCUGCGGCAAGAGCUACACUAAGAGCUCGCACCUGAAGGCACAUCUACGCACGCACACCGGGGAGAAGCCAUACGCCUGCACGUGGGAUGGCUGUGGCUGGAGGUUCGCGCGCUCUGAUGAGCUGACCCGUCACUACCGAAAACACACCGGACAGCGCCCCUUCCGCUGCCAGCUCUGCCCGCGAGCUUUUUCCCGCUCCGAUCACCUGGCCUUGCAUAUGAAGCGUCAUCUUUGAGCCCAGCGCUGGCACUUGGACCUUCCCCAGGGACUGGGGUUGGAACCCGAAUGGAUCCACACAGGGUGGUUUUCCCUCAGAUGAACCCUUGUCAGGACUCUUGGCCCCACAGAUCCACCAUAAGAUCAAGGACUGGCCCAUAGAGAGACCUGAGGGAGCCUCCAGUGAAAGCUCCCACAUGUCCUUGACCACAGGGAGCCACACAGUGACACACAGUCACAUAGACCCGGCAAGAUAGACCUCCAAAUAAAUGGACUCGGGUGGACACUUAAACACUUCUGACAAAGAGACAGACCCUCAGAGAGCUGGACCAUCAGACCAGUUCAUAGGUGGCCCUAGAAAGCUGAAGGGGUUGUGGGAUGAGGCUUGUCAGAGACCCUGGUUCUAGAAGACUUCACACUGUGACUCCUGAAGCUCCACAUAGUGGCUGGCAUCUGCUGUGAAUGGUUAUGGGUCCUGUAAAAAUGCCCCUCCCAGAUAAA
This is a messenger RNA of Sus scrofa (pig), 1637 nucleotides long. RefSeq names its product KLF transcription factor 1 (gene KLF1). Gene Ontology annotation, biological process: regulation of transcription by RNA polymerase II. Lineage: Eukaryota; Metazoa; Chordata; Mammalia; Artiodactyla; Suidae. Gene Ontology annotation, molecular function: DNA-binding transcription factor activity, RNA polymerase II-specific; RNA polymerase II cis-regulatory region sequence-specific DNA binding. The record is from RefSeq and is marked provisional.